Messenger RNA from Phytophthora sojae, 921 nucleotides. RefSeq lists its product as hypothetical. The transcript is spliced from 3 exons. The record is from RefSeq and is a predicted model, not a curated record. NCBI's taxonomy places the organism in Eukaryota, Oomycota, Peronosporomycetes, Peronosporales, Peronosporaceae. Bases 1 to 921 code for a protein of 306 amino acids.
AUGCACAAGCAGCAGCAGCAGCGGCAACGGCUUCAAGCUCAGGCUCGCCACGCGGCUGCGAGCAGGAUACAGGUGAAUUGCAAGGACUAUGUGUCGACGGACGUGUCGGCUGACUCCAUUGACGACGACCGAUUAACUGACACCUGCGUGGCUGCAUGCAACGAUGUACUGCAGCGCGUCUUCCGCGGCUGGCGGGCGCGUCGCCGCGUCGUGCACCAAGUGCGCGACGACAUGGAGCUGCUCGUCGCUGAUAUCCGGCGCCAACUGGACGGCGCGUGGGCGCUGCUUGGACCGGCGGCAGCGGCCUCGGCCUUCGCGCUGGAUUGGGGCGAUGACGGCAAGCUGCGGCUGCCGCGCAUGGAGGACUCGCUCUUCGGCGUCUCAGUGCGCUUCCCACCCGAGCCGGAAGAGCACGCAGAAGAUUCCAGCUCGAGCAGUGGAGACGAGGAAGUUAAACGCUCGUGCGAGCAAGGAGCAGUGAUUGGUCCGCCGUCACCGCAGCCGAUUGCGCCACUUGAAGCCGCGCAUGAGGACCCGCAGGAGGGCGAAGUCGUUGGCCACCAGACCCUCGUCCAGGACGGCGGCGAGGAGGACGGGAUCAGCUCCGAGGGCUCCGAGCGUGACGACGGCGCGUCGGCUGUAGAAAUACGCGGCGGCGCGCUCCAAGCAGAAACGUCAGCGUCCGAUGUGCGCGAGGAGCUCGAGCGCCAAGUGGAAAACAUGGACAGAGCGCCGCUGCAGCGCGGCCAGGAUGGGAAUUCGUCGCAGCUGGCUAUCGUUCAGGAGAUCCUCGCGACCCACUCGCGGGAGGAGAUCGUAUUGGAGCUCCAGUGGGCUCGACAAGCACUUCGCGACCGGCGAAAGUACCUGCGAUCCAAGAAGCGUAUUGAGCAGAACCCCGAACCGCUCGCAUGUGCAUGA